UCUCUCUCACACUCUCAAACUUCUCUCUCUCUCUCUCUCAUCAAAACCCAAUUUUAUAAAAUUUUAGUUUAAAUUUUUUUGACUCUUCUCUCUAUCUUUCAAAACAAAAAACGAUGUCGUUGAGGCCGAGUGCUCGAACGGAGGUGCGGCGGAACAGGUACAAGGUGGCGGUGGACGCGGAGGAGGGGCGGCGGAGGAGGGAAGACAACAUGGUGGAGAUCCGCAAGUCGCGAAGAGAAGAGAGUCUUUUGAAGAAGCGUCGCGAAGGUCUCCAACAGCUCUCCUCCGGCGCGGCGCAAAACCAGCUGCAACAGCCGCCGCUCGGCUCUUCCUUUCAAUCCUCCGCCGCUGGUCUCGAAAAGAAAUUAGAACAUCUACCAUCCAUGGUUGCGGGAGUGUGGAGUGAUGAUAGUAAUCUGCAGCUUGAGGCAACUACUCAGUUCAGGAAAUUGCUUUCAAUUGAGCGUAGCCCUCCAAUUGAGGAAGUGAUACAGUCGGGCGUUGUUCCUCGCUUUGUUGAGUUUCUCAUGAGGGAGGACUACCCACAGCUUCAGUUUGAGGCAGCCUGGGCUCUCACUAACAUUGCUUCUGGGACAUCUGAGAACACUAAAGUGGUAAUUGAUCAUGGGGCUGUCCCAAUAUUUGUCAAACUUCUUGGUUCUCCUAGUGAUGAUGUUCGUGAGCAGGCUGUGUGGGCAUUGGGAAAUGUUGCUGGUGAUUCCCCUAGAUGUCGUGACCUUGUCCUAGGCAAUGGGGCUUUGCUUCCAUUGCUGGCACAGUUGAAUGAGCAUGCCAAGCUUUCUAUGCUGAGAAAUGCUACCUGGACACUGUCAAAUUUUUGCCGAGGCAAGCCACAGCCUCCUUUUGAUCAGGUUAAGCCUGCACUCCCAGCUCUUGCACGCCUUAUUCAUUCAAAUGAUGAAGAAGUCUUAACUGAUGCUUGCUGGGCACUCUCGUAUCUUUCUGAUGGUACAAAUGACAAAAUUCAAGCUGUUAUUGAAGCGGGUGUUUGUCCUCGGCUUGUUGAGCUAUUAUUCCACCCAUCUCCUUCUGUGCUCAUUCCUGCUCUUCGUACAGUUGGAAAUAUUGUUACUGGAGAUGAUAUGCAGACUCAGGUUAUCAUCAACCACAAUGCUCUUCCUUGCCUAUUAAACCUAUUGAACAAUAAUUAUAAAAAGAGCAUUAAGAAGGAAGCUUGUUGGACCAUUUCAAAUAUCACUGCUGGCAAUAAGGAGCAGAUUCAGGCUGUUAUUGCGGCUGAUAUAAUUGCCCCCCUUGUUAAUUUGCUUCAAAAUGCUGAGUUUGAUAUUAGGAAAGAGGCUGCAUGGGCAAUCUCAAAUGCCACAUCUGGUGGUUCUCCUGAACAAAUCAAGUACCUGGUAAAUCAAGGGUGUAUCAAGCCCUUGUGUGAUCUUCUCAUCUGCCCCGAUCCAAGGAUUGUCACAGUUUGUUUGGAAGGGCUUGAAAACAUAUUGAAGGUAGGGGAAGCUGAUAAGAACUCGGGCAGUUCUGGAGAUGUAAAUCUCUAUGCUCAAAUGAUUGAUGAUGCGGAGGGGCUAGAGAAAAUUGAGAAUCUCCAGAGUCAUGACAAUACUGAGAUUUAUGAGAAGGCUGUGAAGAUUCUUGAGACAUAUUGGUUGGAGGAAGAUGAUGAGACAAUGCCAGGUGAUGCUGCCCAGUCUACGUUCAACUUUGGAGGGAGCGAAGUUCCUUCUGUUCCUUCAGGUGGAUUCAAAUUCGACUGAAGUAUUUGGUGGCGAGAGAUUAGUUGGGGUCAGGUCAGGUGUCUUGUCGUGUUUGGGUCCUCUUUGGUCCAGUCUGGUGCAUGAUUUAUGGGGGUGCUGGACUGGCACAAGUGUCGGUAAUGGCUGGAUUAAGAUGUUGAGGGAUACUUGGAUUGGUUAUAUGACAGAACUAGAAAUUGUUGCUGCAACAAAGUUGAGGAGCCAGAGUUCUCUUUUUGGGGAAUGGUUAUUCCAGGUGAUUGGGCUCUCCCAUGAAGUCGAUGUCGAGUCUCAUAAGUUGUUUCAUUUGUUCUAUUUGCCAUAGAACAGAGUCGGAGUCUGUCAGUUGCGGGGUGAUUUUUGUACUACCAAAUUCACUCUAUAGACACUUGUAGUUAUGAGGGAUACUGGAUUUUUAUGUUCAUUGUAUGUUGUGAUGAUUUUUCCCCCCCUUUGAGUCGAAAAUGUAUUUGCCUAGGGUAUACCGUUUACUGGUUUGAUAUGAAAAGUUGUCUAAAACUCAUUGAAGGAAAAGAGUCUCUUAAUAUUAUUGAUAUCAGAGUUCUAGUCUGCCUCCUUUUUUCGUUUGUAUUGCACUUGACUUUGCUAUAAAGGCUAUAUGUUAAUAAAUUUUGUAUGAACUGUGAUUUUUUC
Molecule: messenger RNA, 2378 nt
Organism: Quercus lobata
Lineage: Eukaryota; Viridiplantae; Streptophyta; Magnoliopsida; Fagales; Fagaceae
Product: importin subunit alpha-1a-like
Exons: 11
Coding region: 114-1745 (543 amino acids)
Biological process (GO): protein import into nucleus
Cellular component (GO): cytoplasm
Molecular function (GO): nuclear import signal receptor activity; protein binding
Source: RefSeq, a predicted model, not a curated record